Messenger RNA from Aspergillus mulundensis, 1491 nucleotides. RefSeq names its product MFS transporter. Gene Ontology annotation, molecular function: transmembrane transporter activity. The transcript has 4 exons. Gene Ontology annotation, biological process: transmembrane transport. The record is from RefSeq and is a predicted model, not a curated record. Lineage: Eukaryota; Fungi; Ascomycota; Eurotiomycetes; Eurotiales; Aspergillaceae. The coding region runs from base 1 to 1491 and encodes 496 amino acids.
AUGGCUUCAGUUCUGAAGAAUGGCCCCGAAACGCGAUCCCCCGACCUCGUUGACUGGGAUGAAGCCGGCGAUGAGACCAAUCCAAUGGACUGGAGCACGAGCAAGAAGAUCAUGACGGUUGGCACCGUGUCGAUCUUCAACUUCCUCACGUACGUCAAGGCCUGCGGAGUGACGGUCCCUAGUAUAGCUGCUGACAACAGGUCAAGCCCGCUGGGGUCGGCCAUGUUUGCACCGGGGGUUGCGCAGGUCAUGGCCCAGUUCGACUCGACAAGCAAGCCCAUGUCGUCCUUUGUGGUCUCGGUCUACCUUCUAGGCUUUGCCUUUGGCCCUCUGGUCGUGGCGCCCCUUUCCGAGCUCUACGGGCGACUGCCGCUCUACCACGCCUGUAACAUCGGCUUUGCACUCUUCAGUGUAGCCUGUGCUCUGGCUCCCAGUCUGUCCUCCCUCGUCGCAUUUCGGUUCCUGGCCGGGUCAUUCGGGAGCGCGCCCCUGGCCCUUGGAGCUGGAACAAUCGCCGAUAUCAUCGCCCCCGAUCGCCGCGGAUUUGCAAUUGCUGUUUGGGCUGUUGGCCCUGUUGUUGGUCCCGUUGUUGGCCCUGUUUGUGGUGGUUUCCUGGCCGAAGACGUGUCGUGGCGCUGGGUCUUCUGGGUGAUUGCGAUUGCAGCAGGCGUCGUAACAUGCAUCUCAUUCGCCGUCCUUCGUGAAACCUACGCUCCGGUCCUCCUCGCACGGCGGGCAAAGCGCCUGCGUCGAGAAACAGGCAAUCCCAACUUCCAGUCUGCCCUCUCCACAGGGUUGACGCCAACAGCUCUCUUCGCGAGAUCCAUCAUCCUGCCGCUGAAACUGCUGAUCUUCUCUCCCAUCGUCUCCCUCCUCUCCCUCUACGUCGCCGUGGUCUACGGCUUCCUCUACCUCCUCUUCACCACCAUGUCGCAGGUCUACCGCGACCAAUACCAUUUCUCCGCAAGCACAGUCGGCCUCACCUACAUCGGGCUAGGGCUAGGCUCUGCCCUCGGCCUCCUCGUCACAGGCCGUUUCUCCGACCCCAUCUCACACCGUCUGGCCGCCCGACGAGCCAAGGGCGAACGGAAGCCCGAGUUCCGCCUGGCCCUCAUGAUCCCGCUGAGUGUGUGCCUGCCGAUCGGGCUGGUCUGGUACGGCUGGACCGCCGGCGAAAAAGUGCAUUGGAUCCUGCCCAUCAUUGGGACAGGCUGGAUCGGUGUUGGCGUGGUGGCCUCUUUUACCGCUAUCCAAGCCUAUCUUGUCGAGGCAUUUACCGCACAGGCAGCGUCGGCAGCGGCGGCGAAUACCGUCCUGCGAUCGCUCAUGGGCGCGGUGCUGCCUCUGGCUGGGCCGUCAAUGUACAGCGCGCUUGGGCUGGGUUGGGGCAACACCUUGUUGGCCUUCAUUUCCCUGGCCAUGCUGCCGCUUCCGGUUGUGUUUUUCAGGUAUGGGGAGGCGCUUCGGAUGAGGUUCCCGAUUGCGCCUUGA